AUGCAACCGCCCUCAUGCAACCGCCUUCAUGCAACCUCGGUUGCACGGGUUCAUGCAGCUGCACAAAAUCUUGCACUAAAAUAUUUAAUGGCAUGGCUGCCAAAUGUCGUAAAUUAUGUCUAUAUAAGAGCCUCUUUUUGCUGUUGUAAAUUUUUCUUUGUUUCGGUGUUUCGUGUUGUGUUUUGCAGCCUAUUUGGUGUACGGGUGUUCCCCCGGCAUGACCUAGAAAAUUCCAUGGUCGUGCGCCAAUUCGGAUAUAUUGCGGUGAAAAGUCGGCAAAUUUUCAGCUCCCUCACUAAUAUGUUAGCUGCUAGAAACUCAGUUCGUAACUUGGCGGGCAAACGGUUGUUUGCUCGUGCAAACUCCACAGCUGCCCCCGGUGGUCCUGUCAUUGGUAUUGAUUUGGGAACCACCAAUUCCGCCGUGGCUAUCAUGGAGGGAAAGGUCCCAAAGAUUAUCGAAAACUCUGAAGGUGGAAGAACUACUCCUUCCAUUGUUGCUUUCACCAAAGAAGGUGAGAGAUUGGUUGGUAUUCCUGCCAAGAGACAAGCUGUCGUCAACCCAGAGAACACCUUGUUUGCCACCAAGAGAUUGAUCGGUCGUCGUUUCGAAGACAAGGAAGUCCAACGUGACUUGAACCAGGUUCCAUACAAGAUCGUUAAACACGAAAACGGUGAUGCCUGGAUUGAAGCUCGUGGCGAAAAGUACUCUCCUCAACAAAUCGGAGGUUUCAUCCUUAACAAGAUGAAGGAGACUGCCGAAUCUUUCUUGAGUAAGCCAGUCAAGAACGCCGUCGUUACUUGUCCUGCUUACUUUAACGAUGCCCAACGUCAAGCCACCAAAGAUGCCGGUAAGAUUGUUGGUUUGAAUGUGUUGAGAGUGGUCAACGAACCUACUGCUGCCGCUCUUGCUUACGGUUUGGAGAAGAACGAUGGUCAAGUUGUGGCUGUUUUCGAUUUGGGUGGUGGUACUUUCGAUAUCUCCAUUUUGGAUAUCGGUGCUGGUGUUUUCGAAGUCAAGUCCACUAAUGGUGACACUCACUUGGGUGGUGAAGAUUUCGACAUCGCUGUUGUUAGACAAAUCGUAGACAACUUCAAGAAGGAGUCUGGUAUCGACUUGUCUCAAGACAGAAUGGCAAUUCAACGUAUCAGAGAAGCUGCUGAAAAGGCCAAGAUCGAAUUGUCUUCUACUGUCUCCACCGAAAUCAACCUUCCAUUUAUCACUGCCGAUGCUUCCGGUCCAAAGCAUAUCAACCAAAAGUUCUCUAGAUCUCAAUUUGAAAACUUGGUCGAGCCUUUGAUUAAGAAGACCAUCGAGCCAUGUAAGAAGGCAUUGAAGGAUGCUGGUUUGUCCACUUCCGACAUUUCCGAGGUCAUCUUGGUUGGUGGUAUGUCGAGAAUGCCAAAGGUUAUUGAAACCGUCAAGUCUAUCUUUGGUAGAGAUGCUUCUAAGGCUGUCAACCCCGAUGAGGCUGUUGCUAUGGGUGCUGCCAUUCAAGGUGGUAUUUUGGCUGGUGAUGUUACCGACGUUGUGUUGUUGGAUGUCACCCCAUUGUCAUUGGGUAUCGAGACCAUGGGAGGUGUUUUCGCUAGAUUGAUCAACAGAAACACCACUAUUCCAGCCAAGAAAUCUCAAAUCUUCUCUACUGCAUCCGCUGGUCAAACUUCCGUGGAAAUCAGAGUGUUCCAAGGUGAGAGAGAAUUGACUAGAGACAACAAGUUGAUUGGUAACUUUACAUUGUCUGGUAUUCCACCAGCACCAAAGGGUGUUCCUCAAAUUGAGGUCACUUUUGACAUUGACACCGAUGGUAUUAUCAAGGUGUCUGCCCGUGAUAAGGCUUCUAACAAGGAUGCUUCCAUCACUGUUGCUGGAUCCUCUGGAUUAUCUGAAUCUGAGAUUGAGCAAAUGGUGAAUGAUGCUGAGAAGUUUGCCGAGUCCGAUAAGGCCAGAAGAGAGGCCAUCGAGUCUGCCAACAGAGGAGAUCAAUUGUGUAACGACACCGAGAACUCUUUGAACGAGUUUAAGGACAAGAUUGAAUCUGCUGAUGCCGACAAGCUCAGAGCCCAAAUUGGAUCUUUGAGGGAAAUUGUGGUUAAGGCCCAAGCCGGUGAAGAAGUCGAUGCUAACGAGUUGAAGAGCAAGACUGAGGAGUUGCAGAAUGAAUCCUUGAAGGUGUUUGAGAAGUUGUACAAGAAUAACGAAUCGAACGAAUCGAACAACUCUGGUUCUGAGGAGCCAAAGAACUGA
Molecule: messenger RNA, 2247 nt
Organism: Meyerozyma guilliermondii ATCC 6260
Lineage: Eukaryota; Fungi; Ascomycota; Pichiomycetes; Serinales; Debaryomycetaceae
Gene: SSC1
Product: Hsp70 family ATPase
Exons: 1
Coding region: 1-2247 (748 amino acids)
Biological process (GO): protein refolding; cellular response to unfolded protein
Cellular component (GO): mitochondrion; cytoplasm
Molecular function (GO): heat shock protein binding; misfolded protein binding; ATP hydrolysis activity
Source: RefSeq, a predicted model, not a curated record